Messenger RNA from Sparassis crispa, 666 nucleotides. Its product is annotated as mRNA export protein. Gene Ontology annotation, cellular component: nucleus. Gene Ontology annotation, molecular function: mRNA binding. Gene Ontology annotation, biological process: mRNA export from nucleus. The transcript is spliced from 6 exons. The record is from RefSeq and is a predicted model, not a curated record. NCBI's taxonomy places the organism in Eukaryota, Fungi, Basidiomycota, Agaricomycetes, Polyporales, Sparassidaceae. Bases 1 to 666 code for a protein of 221 amino acids.
AUGGACAAGACUUUGGACGAGAUCAUCUCUUCGCACCCCAAGGGCAUUCGUCGCUCUUCUUCGCGCCGCAUCAAUACGGGAAAGUCCCAAAUUCUUGGAAGUCCCGCCAGCGCACCCGUGACUCGCGCACGCGCUGCCGCCGCCGCCACCAACGGGGCUAAGGGCGCCACGGCAGCACCUACCGCCCAGCAACCCGCCGACAAAAUUAUCGUCUCCAAUUUGCCCCCGGAUGUGAACGAAGCGCAAGUCAAGGAGCUUUUCCACACCAUGAUUGGUCCCCUCAGAGAGGUCACCCUCCAUUACGAUGCACAGGGUCGCUCUAAGGGUGUCGCGGCCGUCCAAUUCCAGAGGCGUGGCGAUGGCACCAAGGCCUACAACCAGUACAACAACCGGCUUAUCGAUGGAAAACGUCCCAUGAAGAUUGAAAUUGUACUCGACCCGUCGCGGCCGACGCCACCAGCGUCACUGGCAUCUCGCGUUGCGCCUGCGCCUGCUGCAGCUGCACCUACGGAGGGUGCGAGGACUGGUGGCACACGCCCGAGACGUGGAAGGGGUGGAGGUGGGGGAGGACGGGGUCGCAAGAAUGAGCGGCCGGCCAAGAGUGCUGCUGACUUGGAUGCUGAGAUGGAGGAUUACACUGCGAGCAACGCUACUGCUGCUGCUUAA